UGCUGUUUCCGGCUUAUAACACUUUAUAUCAGCUCAUCUUUGAACUCCAAAGUUAUAAACUGGAAAGGCACAGCAAGACAAACAACACGGAGCGUUAGCUGUUUUAAAAAAAAAAAGCCUUAACACUGUUCUACUUGGUCAUAAUGGAGCCAGUGGUGAGCAGUCCGGUCAUUCUCUCUGUUUACAUAAUUUCCUUCGUCAUAGGCCUGCCAGCCAACCUCCUGGCUCUCUAUGCCUUCAGUGUUAAGAUCCAUUCCAGGCCAGGUCCAACAGACAUCCUGCUUCUCAAUCUGACUGUCUCUGACCUGCUCUUUUUGAUCAUCCUUCCUCUCAAGAUGCACGAGGCAGCGUCAGACAUGAAAUGGUAUUUGCCCAGAUUCCUGUGCUCCAUCACCUCCUUCACCUUUUUCUCCACAAUCUACACCAGCUCCUUGCUGCUGACAGCGGUCAGUGUGGUUCGCUACAUUGGAGUAGCUUUCCCUAUCACCUACCAUCAGCUGCUCAAACCUGUGUACGCGAUAGUUACCAGUGCUGUUAUUUGGCUAAUUUCAGUAGCACACUGCAGCAUUACUUUCAUUGCCCAGCACCACCCAGCCCUGUACAACAGCAACUCCAGUGUCUGCUAUGAGAAUUUUACUCCGAAGCAGUUGCAGAUUCUCCUCCCAGUACGUUUGGAGUUUUUCUUUGUGCUCUGCCUCAUUCCUCUUCUAAUUUGUGUUUGCUGCUACCUGCGCUGCAUCCAGAUUCUGUACAACCGCCCCAGGAUAUCCCGGAUGCAGAAGCAGAAGGCCAUCGGCAUGGCCUUGGGGACUCUAGCUGUGUUUCUUGUUUGUGUGUUGCCAUAUAACUUCACUCAUGUACUGGGUUACUUCCAGGGUAAGAGCCCACAAUGGAGAUACUACACUUUGCUGCUUAGCACCUUCAACACCUGUAUUGAUCCCGUCAUCUUUUUCUUUUCCUCCUCCACUUUCCGCUGCACAAGUACAAGGUCAGUUUUCAGGAGGAAUGUACGGACUGUUUCAGAAUUACAAAUGCAAGCCCCAAGCUCUGUGUAAAACGCACUUUCAAUACAAUAUGUACAUAUCCAGCUUCAAUGUUAUUGUUGUACCGUAUAUUAUGGACAUUAUAUCAGAAUGUGUAAUGCUGCACAGAUUGCUUUAACAGUUCAGUUAAUUUAUAAAACUCACAUCUAGGUUUCGCUGGUUACUGGGAAACAAAAUAUUUUGUUGUUAAGGGUGACCGAAUCCUGCUCAAAGGGACAAACAAUUGUAAAUUAUUUUAUAUACACAUUUGAUUACAAAACAACAACACGAUUGGUGCAUAUGCAAAAUU
Sander lucioperca (pikeperch) is the source of this 1332-nucleotide messenger RNA. RefSeq names its product free fatty acid receptor 2-like. The record is from RefSeq and is a predicted model, not a curated record. The coding region runs from base 144 to 1055 and encodes 303 amino acids. Lineage: Eukaryota; Metazoa; Chordata; Actinopteri; Perciformes; Percidae. Gene Ontology annotation, biological process: cellular response to fatty acid; G protein-coupled receptor signaling pathway. Gene Ontology annotation, cellular component: plasma membrane. The transcript has 2 exons. Gene Ontology annotation, molecular function: G protein-coupled receptor activity.